AUGAGAACUGAUUUUAAUGAGCGAGAUAUUGAAACAUUUAUUGAGUCUAAGUUAAAAAGUUUGGACUAUAUUCUUUAUCAAUCCGGAACAACAACUCCCUUAAUUGUCAUUGAAACCAAAAAGCCUGGUGAAGACAUUCAUCAAGCUCUAGAACAAGGAGUUAAUUAUGCUAAAAACAUCGAAGCACCUUUGGUUAUUGCCACUAAUGGGGAAUUUACCAAGGCUUAUCAUAUUAACUUCCAAAGAACUUUAACUCUUAAUGGAGAGGAGGUAAAAGAUUUUUUUGCUGAAAAAGAGGCUUUGAGAUUUAUUGAGCAACCGCACUUAAUUACCCAAGAAAAUAAAGUUGUUUUGUCGCGAAGGGAAUUAAUUAAAAUCUUUGCUGAGGCUAAUGAUUUAUUAAGAAAAGAAGGUUUUCAAGCUGGUGAUGAAAGAUUUAGCGAAUUUGCCAAUAUUCUUUUUUUGAAAAUAAUUGGGGAAAUUGAAGAAACUCUAGAGCAUUUUCGCCAAAAAUACCAGGAAGGCGAGUUAUUUUCGGUUAGUAAGAUUGAAGAUGCCAAAACUUUGGAAGAAAUAGUGGCUAAACUUAAUCCUUUGUCGCUAGUGGAAACCGAAAGGGAAAUAAAAGGAGAAGCUUUUGAAUAUUUUCUUCAAAGGUAUAAUGCCGGUGAAAAAGAUUUGGGAGAAUAUUUUACUCCCCGACAUGUCAUUAGGAACUUGGUAAAUAUUUUACAACCUCGCUUUAAAGAAAAAGUUUAUGACCCUUUUUGUGGCACCGGAGGAAUGCUAAUUGAGUGCUUUAAAUAUGUUAGCGAAAGAAUAAAACUGGACCCACAAAAUAAAGAAGUAUUGACUAAUUGCUUUUAUGGCAAUGAGAUAACUAAUGUGGCUCGCAUUACCAAAAUGAAUAUGAUUUUAUUCGGAGACGGACAUAAUAACAUCCAGCGUCGGGAUACUUUUCAAUUUCCCGUCAAAGAAAAAUAUGAUUUGAUAAUUACUAAUAUUCCUUUUGGUUUUAGCGAUAUUGAUUAUGGGAAUUUAUAUCCAAUUAGUUGUAAAUAUGGGGAUUGUUUGGCUAUUCAACACUGCUUAAUGGCUUGUAAAGAAAAUGGUCGAGUAGCCAUGAUUAUGCCCGAAGGAUUUUUUAACCAGCGAGCCAAGAAAGGAUACCGAGAUACUAAAAAAUGGAUAAUAGAAAAUUAUUCUAUUCAAGCAGUCAUUUCUCUACCCAAAGGCAUAUUUUUGCCUUAUACCGGCAGCAAAAGUUCAGCUAUUAUCAUUGAAAAGAAAAAAAAGACUAGGGACUAUUUUUAUUACUACCAAAUUAAAAAUGAUGGUUUUACUUUAAAUAAUUAUCGAGAUAGAGUUGAAGGAGACAUAGAGAAUGAUAAAUAUAAUCUUUUAGCUAAACCACUUGAUUUUUCAUUGCUUAAAAGGGAAGACAAACAAUACUUUCCUUUAUCCGAAAUUGCUGAUGUUAAACGCGGAUGUUUUGAGUUAAAAAGAGCUGAAUUUAUGAGCCAUGGUUUUGCUAAGGUUUAUCAGCCUAACCAUGCUAUUAGUGGAGAUUUUUCUUCCGGAGACCGCUAUAUUACCGAAGAAAGAUAUCAACAACUAAAAAACUUUCAAUUACAAACUAAUGAUAUUAUUAUGAGCGUUUCGGGAACUUGGGGGAAGGUGGCAGUUUUUCCUGACUCCGCUAAAAAAGGAAUCGCUAUCCUUUCAGAGGACGUAAUGGAAAACUUGCGAGUGGACCAUUUAAAAAAUCUUCCUAUACCGGUAGUUUCGUUAGAAGAACAAACAAAAAUUAUCAGUGGAUUAAACAAAAUAAAGCAAAGCAUCCAAAAUGCCCAGCAAAUAAUUGAUAAUCUUAAACUUCCGCUUUUUGUUUCUCUAAUGAAACCAACUGAAUAUAAGAAAUUAGGAGAAAUUGCUAGUUUUGAAUACGGCUACACCGCCACUGCUAGCGAACAAGGAGAAUUUAGGUAUAUUAGGAUUACCGACAUAGACGAGCAGGGAAAUAUCUCCCAAAAAGAUAAAAAAUAUGUUGAUUUGGCAAAUGAAGCCGAUAAAGAAAAAUAUUUGCUAAAAGAAAAAGACCUAAUUGUAGCCCGAAUAGGUUCCGUAGGAAAAACCGCCAUUUUUCAAGUAGAACAAUUAACCAAGGGAACAGUCCAACCUCAAUUUAACGCCAAUUCUUUAAAAGAAAUAAUGGUGCCAAUUCCUAGUUUGGAAAAUCAGAAAAAAGCCGUGGAACAAUUAACUAAAAUCAAGGCUAAUUUCCAAAAUAUCAAAAUUAAAGAUAAAAAGGAUAUUGAAGUUUCUUUUUUGCCGAUGGAGGACUGCGAAGAAUAUUCAUUAUGGGUUUACCCACAAGAAACAAAGAAAAUAGAAGAAGUUUAUCAAGGAUACACUUAUUUUGCUGAAAAUGACCUACUGAUUGCUAAAAUUACUCCUUGUUUUGAGAAUGGUAAAAUGAGUAUUGCGAAAAAUUUAGUGAAUAGCAUUGGUUUUGGGGAAGGUAAAAAACAUAUGACUGGAACCACUGGUCGGCAAAGGCUUAAAUUAGAAUUUAUCGAAAAUUUUUUAAUUCCUGUGCCUCCUUUGGAAGUUCAGAAAAAGUUAGUUAAAGAAUUAGAGGAGGAGCAGGAAGUAAUCGACUAUCAAAAGCGAAGUAUUAGUUUAUUAAAAAAGAAAGAACAGAAGUUUUUGAAUAGUUUUUGGGAUGAUUAA
Messenger RNA from Entrophospora sp. SA101, 2733 nucleotides. Lineage: Eukaryota; Fungi; Glomeromycota; Glomeromycetes; Entrophosporales; Entrophosporaceae. The record is from the annotation of a GenBank genome assembly.